UUGAAUGACAAGUGGUUGCGACUCGCGAGGUAUCGUGCGAAUUCCACAACUUAAAAUUAGAAACAAACGGAUAUUUUAUGAGGAAGUUCAGUGUUUUGUUUCGUUAAAUGUCGUGACAGUGAAUAAAAAUGCAGUUUUAUAAGGACAGGAUUCUUAACGCUGCACAGUUAAAAAGACUCAGUGAACACAAGUAUUCUUGUACGAGCGCCAGUAUACUCGAUGCCUGGCUUCAACCAUGGUGGUGCUGGCUGGUUUCUAAAACGCCGUUAUGGCUCGCACCGAAUCUCAUUACAAUAUUAGGUCUAAUAAUAAAUAUAGUCACAACACUAAUUCUGGUGUGGUACAGUCCAGACGCCAGACAGGACCCACCAAGAUGGGCCUGUGCAGUGUGCGCCCUAGGUGUUUUCGUCUAUCAGAGCUUAGAUGCUAUCGACGGCAAGCAGGCUCGGAGGACAGGCAGCCAGUCACCUCUGGGAGAGCUGUUUGACCAUGGCUGCGACAGUAUAUCCACUGUGUUCAUAGCACUCGGAGCUUGUAUAGCUGUUAAAUUGGGAGAAUACCCCACUUGGAUGUUCUUUCAGUGUUUCUGCGCAAUGACGCUAUUCUACUGCGCGCACUGGCAGGCCUACGUCACGGGCACGCUCAAGAUGGGCCGCAUUGACGUCACGGAGGCGCAGUACGCGAUCAUACUCAUACACCUCAUCUCCGCCACCCUCGGCCCGGAGGCCUGGGCCUAUCAGCUUCCGACCAUAAACAUCAGCGUAAACCUGCUGUCCAAUUACGCCGUCGUCCUGAUGACAGUUUUCCUGGUCUUCGGAUACGUUAAGGUCAUAAUGCGCGGCGGAGUUGGGAAAAACGGCUCCACGGUCGCAGGCACGAGCAUACUGUCCCCGGUGAUCCCGUUCUCGUUCGUGGUAGUGCCGGCCUUCAUCAUCUUCCAGAAGAGCGAGUCUCACGUGUACGAGAACCACCCGGCGCUGUACAUACUGGCGUUCGGGAUGGUCGCCGCUAAAGUCACUAAUCGGCUCGUGGUGGCGCAUAUGACAAAGAGCGAGAUGGAGUACUACGACUGGUCGAUGCUGGGCCCGGCGAUGUUGUUCCUCAACCAGUACUUCAACAACGCGCUACCAGAGUACUAUGUGCUCUGGCUAUGUACCGUGUGGGUGUGCAUCGAGCUGGUGCGGUACUGCGGGCAGAUCUGCCUGGAGAUCUGCGAGCACCUGCACAUCCAGCUGUUCCGCAUCAGCGCGCCGCGCGCCAAGCCCGCCGCCGCUAACGUGACGAGUGACAGCGAAAAAUCAGAGAGCGAAGACACUGCCCCGUUAAUAAAUAAUAACAGUAUUAGUUAGUUAUUCGUAAAUGUUUUAUUUAAUUUAAUUGGUUCAAUGUAAGAAAGAUUUUACAUUCUUGCUAAGAUUAUUUUUCCAUUAAUAUUAAAUAUUGUUGUGUGUUCCUUCUAGAUUGGCCAGCAUUGUAACUUAUGUACUUGAUAAUUCGUACUUGUCUUUCGUAACAAAUAAAGCUUUCCCUUUCUCUAGUUAUAAAUGCUGUCAAUAUAUAUUUAAUUAUAUGAGAAUAUGUUAAAAAGUAGAAUUAAAACUUCAAAAUAACUGUGAGGAUAGCAAGAAUGUAAAGUGUUCUAAAAUGUAGUUAAAUACAGAAAUAUCAUACACAUUAACUUUUGGUUACCAUACCUAUAUGUUCAAUAAAUUGCAGUUAUAAUAAUGAAAAACUUUCUAAGUCAGAAAUAAUAUAUUCUACUAAGUUUAUAAUAUUAAUCAAUCAGAAAUCAAAUUAAGUAUGAAUUUUAACUUAUUUUUCUUAGACAAAUCUCGAAAUAUUUGCAAUUUGCAUCAUAAUUUUUAUAAGUUAAGAACUCACGAUGUCAUAAAAUAAACCAUAAAUUAAAAUAAAAGAUACUAUUGAUUGACCAAGAAAAGAUCGUGUACGUACAAAACAUUGACCUUUAAUUAUAAGUAAUUAACGUCCGAAAUAUAGCAGUAGCUGUAUUAUAUUAAAAUGUUCAGUGUAACUGACUUUUAUUUGCUUUAUGUAUGUGGUGCACUAGGCAUGGCGAUUUUGUUAAUAAAUACUCUGAAUAUA
This is a messenger RNA of Colias croceus (clouded yellow), 2103 nucleotides long. RefSeq names its product cholinephosphotransferase 1 (gene bbc). Gene Ontology annotation, molecular function: diacylglycerol cholinephosphotransferase activity; ethanolaminephosphotransferase activity. Gene Ontology annotation, biological process: phosphatidylethanolamine biosynthetic process. Bases 129 to 1349 code for a protein of 406 amino acids. The record is from RefSeq and is a predicted model, not a curated record. Gene Ontology annotation, cellular component: endoplasmic reticulum membrane; Golgi apparatus. Lineage: Eukaryota; Metazoa; Arthropoda; Insecta; Lepidoptera; Pieridae. The transcript has 8 exons.